AUGGGAAGAGUUAAAGAUGCAGAUGAGCUGUUUGAGAAAAUACCUGAAAAGAAUGUUGUUAUUUGGUCCAUCAUGGUCCAUGGAUAUUCUAAAAAUGGUUUACACAAAAAAUCAGUCGAAUGUUUCACCUCAAUGAGAAAUGCUGGUUUAGUGCCUAACUCAUUUACCAUUGUGGGUGUUCUUGUUGGGAUCUCAGGAUUGAAGGACUUAAUACUUGGACAAUUAGUACAUGGACUGAUAGUGAAGUUGGGGUGGGAAGAUAAUUCAUUUGUGGGCACUUCCCUUCUAGAGGUUUAUGCAAAGUGUGGAAAUGUAACGGAUUCUUGCAAGAUUUUUGAGGACAUAAAAUGUGAAGGUUUGGUUCCAUGGAAUGCAAUGAUCAGUGCAUUUGUAUAUAAUGGACUCAUUGAAGAGGCUUUCUUGUUAUUUAAUAGGUCUAGGAAGUAUGGUUUGUUUCCUAACUCAAUGACGGUUAUGGCGUUGACGCAGAGUUGUGUGGCUAUGGGAUCCAAGUGUCUGUUUGAAUCAGUUCAUGCCAUGGUUAUUAAGUUUGGUCUUGUGUCUGAUACACAGGUCAACAAUUCACUUCUUUUUCUGUAUUCAAGUUUGAUGGAGUUACCUGCUGCUUGGGAGAUUUUCGAUACAAUGGAGGAGAAAGAUGUCAUCAGUUGGUCAACGAUGAUGAGUUUACUGCUUCACCUAGAAUAUGCUUCAGAUGCUACAAAGCUUUUCUUCCAUAUGAGAGUUUCUGGGGUUGAUUAUGAUCACCUCAUCCUAAUGAAUCUCAUUUCAGCUUGUGGAAUUUUGGGCAACUUGAAGAUGGGAAAAUCUGUUCAUGCUCAAGUAAUAACUCAUGGUUUUGGAUCAGAGCUUCCUUUACUUAAUGCCAUGAUUACCAUGUAUGCAAGAUGCGAGGACUUGAAUUCUGCAAGAACCGUGUUUGAUCACUCAACCAUGAAGAGUAUGGUAUCAUGGACAUCUAUCAUUUCAGGACUUUUGCAUAAUGGAAGGCAGAGGGAGGCACUAGAUAUGUUCAUUCGGUUUAAAAUGGAAGAAAGUUUCUUAACUGAUUCGGUUCUUCUGGUGAGUGCACUAACUGCUGCUGGUGAAAUGGUUGCUCCAGAACUCUGCAUGCAGCUCCAUUGCCAUACUAUAAAAACAGGGCUUACAAACUAUAGAAGUAUACAAAAUUGCCUCAUAACAACCUACUCGAACUGUGGGGAUGUUGAACUUGCAAACAAUGUUUUUGUGCGAAUGGGAUCUCUUCGUGAUAUUGUAUCAUGGAAUUCUAUUAUAAACGGGUAUGGUAUCAAUGGCCAUGGAGAAGCUGCUCUCUCCCUGUUCCAUGAGUUCAGAGAGAGUGGAGGAACACCUGAUAGUGCUACUUACUUGAGCAUUUUGAGUGCUUGUAGUCAUUCAGGAUUGGCAAGUGAUGGUUUGUUGAUUUUCAGUCGGAUAAUAGAAGAAAAUAGAAUUAGAGUUAGCGCAGAACAUUAUGGUUGUAUAGCUGAUUUGCUUGCUCGGGCAGGUUACUUGCCUUACUUGCCUGAUGUAAGUUCACUCUUGGAUGGAGAUGGUAAGACUCUUUGGAAGGGUAUGUUGAACGCAUGUGCACGUAAUAGUGAUUUAAAAUUAGCAGAAUUUGCUGCAAGAAAGUUUCAUGAGCAGAUUAAAAAGGAUCCUGGUCAACUUGUACUACUCUCAAAUCUUUAUGCAUCAGUUGGGAGAUUUAAAGAUGCAGAAGCCUUGAGGUUGAGCAUGGACACACAGAAAUUGAUAAAAGUUCCAGGAUUCAGUAAUCUCACUGGAGAUCUAUAG
Capsicum annuum is the source of this 1818-nucleotide messenger RNA. Its product is annotated as pentatricopeptide repeat-containing protein At3g49740-like. Gene Ontology annotation, biological process: RNA modification. The record is from RefSeq and is a predicted model, not a curated record. Bases 1 to 1818 code for a protein of 605 amino acids. NCBI's taxonomy places the organism in Eukaryota, Viridiplantae, Streptophyta, Magnoliopsida, Solanales, Solanaceae. The transcript has a single exon. Gene Ontology annotation, molecular function: RNA binding; protein binding.